AUGUUUGCUUCCUGCUUAACAAUGCCCGCUGGUGCUCAAAAGAAGGAAAAGAAGGCCCUGGUCGUCCCUUUCUUCUUAUUCAAGACCCGCCAAAACCCUGAGGUUGGAAGCUUCAAGAACGUGUACGGUCGCGUCAUCCAUUACGGAGAGAUCCCUCUAGCGCUUGAUGAAAAGACUCUGCAGAAACAUGUAGUUGACAGCUGGGUCGAGCUUCGAUCCUCGACUUCUAAGAUGCUGCACGAAGCGGGGAAAUCAAACUUUGAUUGCGACGACUAUUUGCGGAAAAUUGCAAAGAUUGAAACAACGGUGUCGAUUCUUACGAGACACGCAAUGAUCGAACCCAAUCAAAAGGUUUUACCUCUGAUCUCUGAGAAGUUACAUCAUAUAGUGCGUCUGCUGUACAUGCCGGCUGCAGACGGCGAAGCCCUUGCGUCGAUGUCGAUUGAGCUCGCGACACUCGUUGCGGACCUCAAGUUUCCUCCCACCUUGGUAGAGCCGGAGAGUUCAGUCUUCAAACCCAGCGUUGGAGCUGCGAAAGAUCUAGUGAAAAACAUCCAGGUAGCGACUGCAGCCUUGAACGAGAAGCGAGCCAAGUACGACCAUAAGAGGGAGAAGAAGUCGAGGAAAACUUGCAAGAAGCAUCCUGACGCGGCUGAACGAGCAUUACACGAGAAAAGGAAACGAGCACAACAUUUCCGAGUCAGGACCUUCGGCUGGAGGGGAGACCAAGGCAUUGACAAAGCCAUCAAGGUGAUCGAUAAGGGCUACACGUCUUGGGCCGGAGGAUGGUCGCCCAUUUCCAGCAGCACCUCCACCAUCCAUGAUUCGCUCUGCGAUGCUCGUGCUGUGUUGUGGCAGCUUCACUACAAGCUCAAGGUUGCAGACGCUGCGCUGCUCUUCCAACAGAUGGACUACGUGUGCUCAAAGUUGGAGGUCGUAGAUAUCAACAAGGAACUGAGAGCCGAGGUGAAGACCUGGAAGAAAUCUGCGAUCAGGGAGCUCAAACAGAAGAAGAGCAAGGUCACAGACUGGAGAAGCAUGUGCGUCCAUUCUCUUGUGCACAGGAAAGCAAGAAUGAUGAAGUGGGUGAAGAAACAAGUCUUCAAGCAAGUUAUGAGUGAUGCACUCGGCGAACUGGGCGAUUUGAUGGAAGGACUUGACUUGGACUUCGACCUCGACCUGGACCUCGACUUCCUUGAUGGGUUCGACAUGGACAUCUUCGAGGGUUUCCCAGACGACAUGUUCAACAUCCCCAUCGGAGAUAUCAACAUGCCCGACGGCUACGGCGAGUUCUCCCUGAACUCGGGCGAGCAGGACGAUGCCAUGGAUACAGCGCCUGGAGGAGGCUGCGAGGAUGUCGAGAUUGAACAAGAGGGUGGUGACGAAGGAGAGGAAGCAGAGGACGAAAUUCAAGAGGAGGACCAGGAACAAGACCAGCCUCCGGAGGAGGAGGAGGAGGAGGAGGAGGAAAAGAAGAAGAAGAAGAAGAAGGAUAAGAAGGAAAAGAAAAGUCGAAGGCAUCAUCGACAUCACACCACGACCUUGGAGCAGGUCCCCGAACAACCGGCCUCAUCUCAGCAGGCCGAGAAGCAAAGCGAUGGGGAGAUCGAGGUUGGAAAGGACAAGAACAAGCCAAGCGAAGGAGGGUGGACUCAGCCCUGGGUGAACGAUCUGUCAAAGCUGCUUUCCUUUGGUCCAACCCCACCAACGAAGCAAGAAGCAGCGUAA
Messenger RNA from Guillardia theta CCMP2712, 1728 nucleotides. RefSeq lists its product as hypothetical. The record is from RefSeq and is a predicted model, not a curated record. The transcript has a single exon. Bases 1 to 1728 code for a protein of 575 amino acids. Lineage: Eukaryota; Cryptophyceae; Pyrenomonadales; Geminigeraceae.